Molecule: messenger RNA, 1885 nt
Organism: Lactuca saligna
Lineage: Eukaryota; Viridiplantae; Streptophyta; Magnoliopsida; Asterales; Asteraceae
Source: the annotation of a GenBank genome assembly
GUUCAAAUAGCGAAUCAAACCAAAAGUCGGCCCAUCCAAACAAGAACACUAAUUCGAAAAUGGCAAAAUGCGAAGCGAUCAUCUCUACGCCUCUCUAUUAAUCCAGCUCAUAAAACAUACAAAAGUUUCCAAUAUUCUCCUAGAACCAAUCAUCAAAACAAGAAAAAAAAAACAAUGGUUUCUCUCAAACCACUGCUAAUUUUGCUACUAACGUUCAUCUCUCAUGGAGUUUCCAAGAAUACUCCCCAGCAAAAGCAACAAUCGUCUACAGGGGUGAUCGGUGGCGGUUAUGGUGUUUUUCCGGUGAGGAUCGGGAGGUCUGUUCUUGAAGGGGAAAGUGAUGAUGAGAAUUCUUCUUUGAUUUUGGCUGAAGAGAGAACGAGGAGGAAAGACCCAACGAAAGGUUUAGAGUAUUAUACCGGUGGAUGGAAUAUCAGUGACGCUCAUUACUUCUAUUCUGUAUCAUUUAGCGCUAUCCCUGUGUUUGUGAUUGCUGCAAUCUGGUUUGUGGGAUUUGGAAUGUCCUUACUCGUAAUCUGUUGCUAUUACUCUUGCUUCCGGAGAAUCCAUUACAGCUAUUCUAGAAUCGCUUAUGUCCUCUCUCUCGCCUUCCUCACCCUCUUCACUAUUGCUGCCAUAAUCGGAUGUGUGGUGCUUUACACGGGGCAAGGGAAGUUUCAUAAGAGUACAUCGGACACAUUGGAAUUUGUUGUGAGGGAGUCUAAAGAUACAGUUCAUAAGCUCACCGAUGUGUUGGAUAUUCUUGAUACAGCAAAGGGUAUUGGAGUAGAUCAAGUUUCUUUACCUGCGAAUAUCAAGAACAACAUUGACAGGGUCGAUGAAAUGAUAAAUGCAGCUGCUACAGACCUUGAUUCCGAGACCGAAGAGAACGAAAAAGAUAUACAGGAUGUUUUGAACUCUGUGAGGCUCUCUCUUAUAAUUAUCGCUGCUGUUAUGCUUCUCGUAGCUCUUCUUGGUUUUUUGUUCUCCAUUUUCGGCUUCCAGGUUCUCGUUUACAUAUUGGUGGUCUGCGGUUGGAUUCUUGUUACAGCUACGUUUAUAUUGUGUGGCAUAUUUCUCACACUUCACAAUGUUAUGGGCGACACUUGUGUUGCAAUGGAUGAAUGGAUUCAGAACCCUACUGCUCAUACGGCAUUAGACGAGAUACUUCCAUGUGUCGACAAUGAAACUGCUCAAGAAACCCUGUUUCAGAGCAAAGAUGUGACUUUCCAAUUGGUGGGAAUGGUCAAUAUGAUCAUCGUCAAGGUAGCAAACAUCGAUCCACCACCCUUUCCUGGUUUCCUCGGUUACAAUCAAUCAGGCCCGUUGGUUCCCAUCCUCUGUAACCCGCUAAACGCUGAUCAAACUGAUCGGAAAUGUCAAGCUGGUGAAUUGGACGCCGGUGAUGCCAGCCAGGUAUGGAAGGAUUAUGUAUGCCAAGUGUCAGAAAAAGAUAUAUGCACAAAUGUGGGGAGGUUGACUCCAAAGAUGUAUGACCAGAUGUCGGCUGCAGCCAAUGUAAUCUCGGGGUUGUCAAACUAUGGACCGUUUUUAGCCGGUUUACUAAAUUGUACUUUUGUUAGGGAGACAUUCACAGGAAUCCAUGAGGAUCAUUGUCCAGGAUUGACUAAAUAUAGUCGGUGGGUGUAUAUUGGAUUAGCUAUGGUGUCUGCUGCUGUGAUGCAUUCGUUGGUGUUAUGGGUGUUGUAUGCUCGAGAAAGAAGGCAUCGAAAGUAUACCAAGCUUGGGGUUCCUGCAUCAACACAAAGUUCAUUUGCAAAAUGAAAUAAGUGUAAAAGAGUGAAAGUAUAGAAUUGGAAUUAUGUUUAGAAGAGUUAAAAUUUUUGAUAUUUUGACACGAGUUCCCCGAUAUAUUUGAAUGGCA